Messenger RNA from Tarenaya hassleriana, 1822 nucleotides. Its product is annotated as 1-aminocyclopropane-1-carboxylate synthase 8. Gene Ontology annotation, biological process: amino acid metabolic process; biosynthetic process. The coding region runs from base 155 to 1570 and encodes 471 amino acids. The transcript has 4 exons. The record is from RefSeq and is a predicted model, not a curated record. Lineage: Eukaryota; Viridiplantae; Streptophyta; Magnoliopsida; Brassicales; Cleomaceae. Gene Ontology annotation, molecular function: transaminase activity; pyridoxal phosphate binding.
ACAACACAAACCAGCAAAAAUUCCAAUCAAGAAAACAACACACAAAUCUCUCUCUCUCUCUCUCUCUCUCUUCACCUAAACUCUUCAUUUCUGAAACUCCUUUCGUUUCUCUCUCUAGUUCUUGAAUUUGUACAUAGAGAAAAGAUAAGAGGAGAUGGGUCUAUUGUCAAGAAAAGCAGCCUGCAAUUCCCACGGUCAAGAUUCUUCAUACUUCUUGGGGUGGCAAGAGUACGAGAAGAACCCCUACGACGAAAUCAAGAACCCCAAGGGCAUUAUCCAGAUGGGUCUCGCUGAAAAUCAGCUUUCAUUCGAUCUUCUCGAGUCAUGGCUGGCAAAGAAUCCUGACGCGGCCGGGUUCAAGGAAGAUGGCCGGUCCAUUUUCAGGGAACUUGCUCUCUUCCAGGACUAUCAUGGCCUCCCCUCCUUCAAAAAUGCACUGUCGGAGUUCAUGUCCGAAAAUAGAGGAAACCGAGUUUCUUUUGAUCCAAACAAGCUCGUCCUCACUGCCGGAGCGACUUCCGCCAACGAAACUCUCAUGUUUUGUCUCGCCGAACCUGGAGACGCUUUCUUGCUUCCCACGCCAUAUUAUCCAGGAUUCGAUAGGGAUCUCAAAUGGCGAACCGGGGUUGAGAUUGUACCGAUCCAGUGCUCGAGCUCGAACGAAUUCCGCAUCACUCAAACUGCACUCGAUGAAGCAUACGAACAUGCCCACAAACUUAAUCUUAAAGUUAAAGGGGUUCUGGUCACGAACCCGUCUAACCCUUUGGGCACGACCAUGACGCGAACCGAACUGAACCUUCUCCUGGACUUCAUUUCGAAGAAGAACAUACAUUUGAUAAGCGACGAGAUUUACUCCGGGACUGUUUUUAGCUCUCCCGGUUUCAUCAGCAUAAUGGAGAUUCUCAAAGACAGAAACCUCGAAACCGAUGUUUUCGAAAGAGUUCACAUUGUUUACAGCUUGUCUAAGGAUCUAGGCCUACCUGGUUUUCGAGUUGGAGCCAUUUACUCCAACGAUGACAUUGUCGUGGCUGCGGCCACGAAAAUGUCCAGUUUCGGCUUAAUUUCAUCUCAGACACAGUAUCUUUUAUCCGCAAUGUUAUCCGACAAGAAUUUCACCAAGAAUUAUCUCAAAGAGAAUCAAAGGAGGCUCAAGACCCGACAAAGGAAACUAAUGUCGGGUCUUGAAUCGGUUGGAAUCAAAUGCCUAAAGAGCAACGCGGGUUUGUUCUGUUGGGUCGACAUGAGACAUCUCCUGACCUUGAACACGUUCGAAUCCGAAAUGGAGCUGUGGAAGAAGAUCGUGUACGACGUCAAGCUGAAUAUUUCACCCGGUUCGUCUUGCCACUGCAACGAACCGGGCUGGUUUAGGGUUUGCUUCGCUAACAUGAGCGAGGAGACAUUGAAGUUAGCGCUGAAGAGAUUGAAGAGAUUCGUUGAAUCGAAUUCAAACGAUGGAUCAACGACAAAAAUCCAAAAUAGUCAUCAAAGACUAAGGAGUUUGAGGAAAAUGACAGUCUCUAACUGGGUUUUCCGGCUGUCGUUUCACGACCGUGAAGCCGAGGAACGAUAGUCUGGUUUUCUUUAUUUUUUUCCUUCUAAAAUCAUAUCUUUCUUGUUAGUGUAAUAAAUAUUUUGGUCAUGCAUGUAAUUUACGAGUGGUUUCAAAAUGUAAUUUUUUUUUACCAGGAUUAUUUUGGUCCAGUUUGUAGAAGAAAGUGCACUCAGUCCGUACGCUGUACGCGUUUGAAUUUGGCUACGGAUAUGCAGUGGCAUUUCGCUUCGUCGUCGUCGUUCAGUUGUAAUAUCAGCCUCAGAGUCUAUA